UUCCUCUUGUUUUUUUUUGUCCCCAACGCUCCUUUCAGCACCUAUAAAUACCUCCCUCCCCCUUCUCAUUUUUCGCCAUCAUCAACAAACACAACACACACAGAGCUCUUUGCCUCUUUCUCUUCGAAAGAUCGAUCAAUUGUUCGAUUAGGUCAAAUUUCUCAUUAUGUCUGGAGUUUGGGUUUUCAAGCAGAACGGUGUGAUGCGCCUGGUGGAUGAUUCGUCUUCCUCCCGGAAGAAGGCGUUGGUGCACUUGCCCAGCGGCCAGGUGGUGAAUUCCUAUUCGGCGCUGGAGCGUAUCCUCACCGGGCUAGGGUGGGAGAGGUACUACGGCGGCGACCCCGACCUGUACCAAUUCCACAAGCACUCUUCCAUCGACCUAAUUUCUCUGCCCAGAGACUUCAGCAAGUUCAACUCCGUUUACAUGUACGACAUCGUCAUUAAAAACCCCAAUCUCUUCCACGUCAGAGACAUGUGAUCGAUCACUACUAUUGAGUGAGUGAAUCUUAUUUGCUCUCUUCAGCUCGAUCUCUAUGAUCUCUCAUUUAUAUAUCAAUUCCGGUUUCUUUCUGGGAUUAAUUAGUCUUAAUUUGGUAUAUGGUUUUUCUGGGUUUCAUGGGUACACAUACGUAGAGUUAUAGGUUUCAUUUGAUCUCCUCUUUGCAUUGGCUUCCUGGUUUACUUUAAUAAAAAAGCGUGAUCUAGAUGGUGUGUUGUGUUCGAUCCGUUCAACAAUUUGUAUUGCUUUCUGUAAAAUAUAGCUUUUCUAUGAAUGAUAAAUGAAUGUCGAUAUUGAAGAACCAAA
Messenger RNA from Rosa chinensis, 805 nucleotides. Its product is annotated as flowering-promoting factor 1. Gene Ontology annotation, biological process: regulation of flower development; vegetative to reproductive phase transition of meristem. The record is from RefSeq and is a predicted model, not a curated record. NCBI's taxonomy places the organism in Eukaryota, Viridiplantae, Streptophyta, Magnoliopsida, Rosales, Rosaceae. Bases 167 to 478 code for a protein of 103 amino acids. The transcript has a single exon.